Messenger RNA from Rotaria sordida, 1563 nucleotides. The record is from the annotation of a GenBank genome assembly. NCBI's taxonomy places the organism in Eukaryota, Metazoa, Rotifera, Eurotatoria, Philodinida, Philodinidae.
AUGAUGUUAGCUCGAUGUACAUAUAACAGUGCAGUUCUCCGAUUUAUUAUUUUAUCAUCGUCAUUUUCACAAAAUUUUCUCAAUCGAUCUUCGUUACAUCAAUUUUUUCGUCUAAUUUCUUCGAGUUUUACUUAUCGUCAUCCAACAUUCACUAUACCAUUAUCAACGACUACCAAAUCCGCCAUAUCUUUUUCUUGUCGUUCAUUUUCAAUAUCUUCAUCUCGAUUAUUAGCUCCUGUUAUUCAAUUUAAAUUAGCUGAUAUUGGUGAAGGUAUACGUGAAGUUGAAGUUAUAGAAUGGUAUGUUCAAGUAGGUGACAAUAUUAAACAAUUUGAUAAGAUUUGUGAAGUUCAAUCAGAUAAAGCUAAUGUAACAAUAAUAUCUCGAUAUGGCGGAACUAUUGUUAAACUUCAUCAUAAAGUUAGUUCUACAGCUAAAGUUGGUCAACCACUUGUUGAUAUUAAACUUGAAUAUGAUAUUGAUGUAUUAACUGGAACUAAAACUGCAACUAUUAUGCCAGAAGAUACAUUUGAUAAUACAACGGUUAAUAAAAAUUCAUCAGCUAAUAUUUUAGCUACCCCUACAAUUAGACAGAUGGCUAAAGAAUUACAAAUUUCGUUAAAUGAUGUUCAAGGUACAGGAAAAGAUGGAAGAAUACAGAAAGAAGAUUUACUUCAGUUUAAAUUAGCAAAAUCAACACCAUCGAAAACUUCACCUACAAUUCCUCCACCAUCACCAACGACUGUUAAACAGACAACAACAUAUCGUCCAGCACCAAUACCUUCUUCAUCAAGUUUAAAAAAACUCACUAGUCUUCCUCAAACAACAUCUAAUGUCGAUAGAAAUGAACCAAUAAAAGGAACUCGUAAAGCCAUAAUUCAAAUAAUAACUGAAGCUAAUUCAGUACCACAUUUUACUUAUUGUGACCAAUAUGAUAUGACACAAUUAGUUAAAUUAAAAGAACAAUUGAAAAAUCAAUUAGAUAAUAAACAAAAACAAAAACCUUCUUAUAUGCCAUUUAUAAUAAAAGCAUGUUCACAAGUUUUACUUAACUAUCCCAUUCUUAAUGCUCAUGUUGAUUCGAAAUGUGAAACAAUAACUUAUAAAAGUUCUCAUAAUAUUGGUAUUGCAUUGAAUACAAAAGAUGGUUUACUUGUACCAAAUAUAAAAAAUGUUCAACAAUUAUCAAUAGUUCAAAUUGCAAAUGAACUUAAUCGUCUUCAACAACUUGCACGAAUUGGAAAAUUAUCAACAGAAGAUCUUACAAAUGGAACAUUUUCAUUAUCAAAUAUUGGAACUAUCGGUGGAACAUAUGUUGUACCUGUUCUUCUUUUACCUGAAGUAGCUAUUGGUGUAUUAGGGAAAAUUAUUCAACAAGUAGUUCCAGACGAAAAUGAUAAAAGUUCAAGUCUUGAUGAAGAAUAUUGUUCAUCUCAUAUUCGUUCAAUGAUGUCGAUCAGUUGGUCAGCUGAUCAUCGUAUUAUUGACGGAACAACAAUGGGUCAAUUUUCAAAUCAACUCAAAUUUUUACUUGAAAAUCCACUUCAUAUUCUCAUUAAUUAG